This is a messenger RNA of Macadamia integrifolia, 1146 nucleotides long. RefSeq lists its product as uncharacterized. The transcript has 8 exons. Lineage: Eukaryota; Viridiplantae; Streptophyta; Magnoliopsida; Proteales; Proteaceae. The record is from RefSeq and is a predicted model, not a curated record. Gene Ontology annotation, molecular function: S-adenosylmethionine-dependent methyltransferase activity. Bases 51 to 983 code for a protein of 310 amino acids.
GAAAUCAAAUGAUAAAGAAGCAGUGGAGGGGAAAGUGAUGAAACGAUAAGAUGGCUCUGCCGCUUCGUCUCGGAUACACAAUACAACACAGGCGACCAGUUUUGGCUGGUGCCUUUCUUUCUUCUGCUACUAAUGCUUCUGCUUCGAAUCCUGUAUCGAGAGUGAAAAAAUGGAGCAGCGGAAGGGGAACACCUCGUCGCUUAGUAUUGGGUUUUGGUGCCUCAUUUUUGGGUCAGUUUAUGAGCAUGGGAGUGGGAGGUGGACAAUCUUUGUUGGCUUCUGCAAGACAGCCAAAUGCCUAUUCAGUUGAGCAGGUGCUGAAGAAUGUAGAAUGGCCAGAACAAUUUCCAUUCAAGGAGGAGGAUUUCCAGAGAUUUGAUGAGUCGCCAGAUUCUUUGUUCUAUGAGACUCCACGCUUUGUGACACACAUUGAUGAUCCAGCCAUUGCUGCGCUGACUAAGUUCUAUUCCAAGGUCUUUCCUCCCAGUAACACUCCAGGAGUAUGUCUUCUGGAUUUAUGUAGCAGUUGGGUUAGCCAUUUUCCCGCAGGAUACAAACAAGAGAGGAUAGUAGGCAUGGGUAUGAAUGAAGAAGAGCUCAAGAGGAACCCGGUUCUAACAGAGUAUGUUGUACAAGAUUUAAAUAUCAGCCCCAAACUUCCAUUUGAAGACAACUCUUUUAAUGUUAUUACUAAUGUGGUUAGUGUUGAUUAUUUGACCAAGCCAAUUGAUAUUUUCAAGGAGAUGUGUCGGGUUCUUAAGCCUGGAGGUCUAGCCAUAAUGAGCUUUUCAAACCGUUGCUUUUUUACCAAAGCAAUCUCUAUAUGGACAUCAACUGGUGAUACCGAUCAUGUUCUGCUUGUUGGAUCCUAUUUCCAUUAUGCUGGAGGCUUUGAACCUCCUCAGGCAGUGGAUAUAUCUCCAAAUCCUGGUCGUUCAGAUCCAAUGUAUAUUGUGUAUUCUAGAAAAGUUGCUACUGCCUAGGCAUAUAUGCUUAGUGCCUUCACAUAAUAUGGAGAGAACUAGAGAAGUGUUGAGAUAAUGUAGAAAGGGGGGUCUUGGAAAUUGGGUUAUUCAUUCUUUUUUGUUUUCCCUUCUUUUAACUACAUUCAAAUUAUUUCAAUAUUUAGUGAAAUGAUUUUAUUUA